CUUAUCCCCACCAAAAUAAGACCCGUCUCCUUUCCAAAGAUCGCAAUCUAUCUUCACCCUUACAAAUUCCUCUCCCAACUCUAUCUUCUCCCUCUCGGCACUGCCCGACCUUUUCCACUGCCAUGGAGGAAUCCCAUCAGUUCUCUGAUGGAGUCGGCCUGUAUCCUUCCAAUCUCUCGCAGCUUCUACCUAAAAAAUUGAAGAAAAAGAGCUCGAUUAGAUGCACCUUUUGGCAUUUUGGAGUAGGAGACCGGCUCUCGGCAUCCCUUUGCUCUCUGUUCUUGAUGCUGCUCCUUAGCUUGCCGUCGAGUAAGGCUUGGGACGGGGUGAUCAUAGCCCAGUCGGAUUACCAAGGCCUGCAAGCUUUCAAGCAUGCAUUGGAUGAUCCCAGGGGAUUCCUCAGGAGCUGGAACGACACCGGCCUCGGGGCAUGCUCUGGCUCGUGGGCGGGGAUCAAGUGCGCCAAGGGGAAGGUCAUUGCGAUUCAGCUCCCAUGGCGGGGGCUUGGCGGGCACAUCACUGAGAAGCUCGGCCAACUCACCGCCUUGAGGAAGCUCAGCCUCCAUGACAAUUCCAUUGGAGGUCAGAUUCCUUCAAGUGUCCAGUUCCUUCCUGAUCUCAGAGGGCUCCAUCUCUUCAACAAUCGGUUCUCGGGUGCCAUCCCACCAUCUAUCGGUAACUGCAUCAUGCUUCAGACCUUUGACCUUAGUAACAAUUCUCUCAUAGGAAGCAUUCCCUCCUCCAUUGCCAACUCUACUAAGCUCUAUAGGCUCAACCUUAGCUAUAACAGCCUCUCCGGCAAUAUCCCGGUCGGUAUCACUCGCUCCCCUUCUCUCACUUUUCUCUCACUUCAGCACAAUAACCUGUCUGGUUCCAUUCCUGAUACCUGGGGAGUAACAAGAAAUAGAAGUGAAGUCUAUCAGCUUCAGACUCUGAAUCUUGAUCACAACUCCAUUACCGGAAACAUUCCAUCCUCCCUCGGUAGGCUACGAAUGCUGAAAGAGAUUUCAAUUAAUAACAAUCAACUCAGUGGUAGCAUACCUGAAGGGAUCGGGAGGCUUCCCAUGCUCCAAACCUUCGAUAUCUCCGGUAAUUCCAUCGGUGGUAGCUUUCCUGCUUCUUUGUCUGACUCCUUGUCAUUAGUCCGUUUAGACCUUGAGGGAAACCACAUUCAGAGCCGGAUCCCAGAAACCAUCGAUGGGCUUAAGAGUCUCUCUAUUCUAUCACUAAAGAGGAAUCAAUUCCAUGGGGAGAUCCCGGCAACACUAGGAAACAUUUCCAGCCUAUCACAGUUGGACUUGUCUGAUAACAAUCUCACCGGAGAAAUCCCAGGCUCUUUGGACCAUCUUACCAAGCUCACUUCCUUCAAUGUUUCUAAUAAUAAUCUAUCAGGUUCAGUACCUCUUCUUCUCUCGGAGAAGUUCAAUUCCAGCUCUUUCAGAGGAAACAUUCAGCUUUGUGGUUAUAGUGUAUCAGUCCCCUGUCCUUCGUCCCCUUCUCCAAGCCUUGCACCUACUAUUAGUCCCACAACAACCGGCCGACGAAAACUGAGCACUAAGGACAUUAUUCUCAUAGCUGCUGGAGGAGUGCUUGCACUCCUACUUUUACUCUGCUGUGUUCUGCUCUGCUGUUUGCUUAGGAAAAGGACUACUUUGAGUCAAAAGAGCAAAGCUGCUGGUGCUGCUGCGAGAGGCGAGAAGCCGGCGCCUGCUGCAGGAACUGAAGUGGAGUCAGGUGGGGACACUGGAGGGAAGCUGGUCCACUUCGACGGGCCGUUGGCGUUCACAGCCGAUGAUCUCUUGUGUGCGACGGCGGAGAUCAUGGGGAAGAGCACGUAUGGGACUGUGUACAAGGCCACACUGGAGGAUGGGAACCAAGUUGCAGUGAAGAGACUCAGAGAGAAGAUCACAAAGAGCCAGAGGGAGUUUGAGACGGAAGUUUCUGUGCUGGGGAAGAUCCGACAUCCAAAUCUAUUGGCACUUCAAGCGUUUUACUUGGGACCCAAAGGGGAGAAGCUGCUCGUCUUUGAAUUCAUGCCCAAGGGGAGCCUUGCAGCAUUUUUACACGCUCGCGGACCGGACACCCCUAUAGACUGGCCUACAAGGAUGAACAUAGCGAAGGGAGUGACUCGAGGCCUAAGCUACCUUCACAAUGACAUGAAUAUGAUCCAUGGAAACCUGACCAGCAGCAAUAUUCUACUAGAUGAGAAUAACAAUGCUAAAAUUGCUGACUAUGGCCUCUCCCGCCUCAUGACCACGGCUGCCAACUCCAAUGUGAUUGCCACCGCCGGCGCGCUUGGGUACCGUGCACCGGAGCUCUCAAAGCUCAAGAAGGCCAAUACAAGGACUGAUGUUUAUAGCCUUGGUGUGAUCAUACUCGAGCUCCUAACAGGGAAAUCACCAGGGGAAUCGAUGAAUGGCAUGGAGUUGCCUCAAUGGGUAGCUUCUAUAGUGAAGGAGGAAUGGACUAACGAGGUGUUCGACCUGGAGCUGAUUAGAGAUGCAACGGGGGUGAUGGGGGAUGAAUUGCUGAACACCUUAAAGUUAGCCCUGCAUUGUGUGGAUCCCUCGCCAGUGGCCCGGCCUGAGGCUCAGCAAGUCCUGCAGCAACUGGAGGAGAUCAAGCCUGAUAUGGCUGCUGGUUUGGCAGGCUCCACCGAUGACGGUGGUUCUAUUGCUUCUGCUGCCGCACCAACAAGCAAUGAUUGAUCGAUAAUGAGAGAAUCCAGUAGAGACUGGAGAAUUCUUUUAUUCAUUUGAGUUUUGAUGAUUAAGCAAUAUUUAGGUUCAUCUUUGUGGUCUGUAAAUAGAAUUAUUUGUCACGUUAUGAUUUUUUUUUUUCUAAUUCUAUUUUGGUAUCUAUCUAGCUUUCUUUAUGCACGAGAAUGUACUUUCCGAUAGGAGAUGAUUAAAUUAAAGGAAAAGUGUGUUUAAGUUA
Elaeis guineensis (African oil palm) is the source of this 2937-nucleotide messenger RNA. RefSeq names its product probable leucine-rich repeat receptor-like protein kinase IMK3. Gene Ontology annotation, molecular function: ATP binding; protein kinase activity; protein binding. Gene Ontology annotation, biological process: protein phosphorylation. Lineage: Eukaryota; Viridiplantae; Streptophyta; Magnoliopsida; Arecales; Arecaceae. The record is from RefSeq and is a predicted model, not a curated record.